AUACAAGUCAAUACGCUCGUGAAUGAGGAUAUCCAGCUGUACACUCCGUAGUUGUCCAACGCGGGCUAUUGCCCUGGUGGUUUCGUUCUCUUACCAAUAACUCUCCAAAGGCUUUUUCGCAAGUGAUGAAUAUUCUGAAUUGCGUGGCUGAGGAGACCUGCGACUGAUACCAGUACAAACUCACAGGUUUCAAUUUUUAUCAGUACACUUUCUUCAUCGGAGAGAGAGAGUCAUCUCGAAAGUGCGCGCUUUACUCUAGUGGGGAAAGGGAUAUUACGGAUUCUACGUGCAGUUUUUCAUUCUGAGGACAAUAUGCCUCAGACACCACUGCUGACCGGCAUGCUGGUCUCCAGGGGUUACAACAAUAAGAACCUGUACCAGAGUCCGAACCAGACCAAGGAGGAGGGAUACGGUAACGCAGGACUGUGUUACCGUGACAACGCCCUUGUGUCGGGCUCACUGGAGGCCCUCAUACACCACCUGGUCCCUAGCAUGGACUACUACCCUGACAUGACGUACUCUUUCACCUUCCUGCUCUCCUCUCGUCUAUUUAUCCACCCCUACGAGCUCAUGUCCAAGGUGUGUCACCUGUGUGUGGAGCAGCAGAGACUGAGUGACCCUCAGGCAGACAAGAUGAGGAUCAGGAAGUUGGCUCCCAGGAUCCUCCAGCUGCUCCAGGAGUGGACAGAGACGUUCCCUUACGACUACAGAGACGAGAGGAUGAUGAGGAGCCUGAAGGAGUUAACCCAACGCAUGGCCUCAGGAGAUGAGCUGUACAGGAAGGUGGUUCACCAGAUGAUUCAGGUCCUAAUCAGGAAGCUGACUACUCUGAGCCAGUACGAGGAGGCCCUGGUCAAGGUCAAUGCUACAGCCACAGACCGACUGACUGUGCUCAAGGCCAAGCCUCAGGCCAUACAGAGGGACAUGUUGUCUGUCUGCAACGACCCCUUCACCGUGGCACAGCAGCUCACUCACAUAGAACUGGAGAGACUGAGUUACAUCGGACCAGAGGAAUUCAUCCAGGCGUUUGAGAAGAAAGACCCUCUUGAUAAUGAUAAGAGCUGUUUCAUCGAUCACAAGAAGACUAGCAACCUGGAGGCGUAUGUAGAGUGGUUCAACAGACUCAGCUUCAUGGUGGCCACAGAGAUCUGCAUGCCCGUAAAGAAGAAGAAGCAGCGAGCGCGAGUCAUGGAGUUCUUCAUCGACGUGGCGCGGGAGUGUUUCAACAUCGGCAACUUCAACUCCCUCAUGGCCAUUAUCUCUGGGAUGAACAUGAGUCCUGUGUCUCGACUGAAGAAGACCUGGAGCAAAGUCAAGACGGACAAGUUUGACAUCUUGGAGCUCCAGAUGGAUCCUUCCGGUAACUUCUACAACUACAGAACAGCGUUUAGAGGAGCGACGCAGAGGUCCAGAACAGCCAACAGCACUAGAGAGAAGAUCGUCAUCCCGUUCUUCAGCCUACUGAUCAAAGACAUCUAUUUCCUGAACGAGGGAUGUUCCAACAGGAUGCAGAAUGGCCAUGUAAACUUUGAGAAAUUCUGGGAGAUGGCGAAGCGGGUCAGCGAGUUCAUGGUUUGGAAGAAGGUGGAGUGUCCGUUUGAGAAGGACCGUAAGAUCCUCCAGUAUCUGCUCACCGCACCGGUCUUCAGCGAGGACACUCUGUGUCUGGCCUCCUAUGACAGUGAAGGCCCUGAGAAUAAUAUGGAGAAGGACAGAUGGAAGUCUUUGAGAUCUACUCUGCUAAGUAGAGUCUAGAGUUUCUGAAGGAGGAACCAAGUCAACCCAGUCUGACAACCAAGCACUGUGGGGGAUGUCCAAAUAACAUAAUUCCUGUUUGGAUGGGAAACAACAAUCUGACCUGUUCUGUUUAGCAGAUCAGGAACUGUUCUGUUCUCCGGUCAUGGAGAGUUUGGUCUUCUUCAUGUUGUAUGUUUCCAGGAAAACUUUUUUCAUCUCUUUUGAAUGAAUUUCUAUACUUAAAUUUUUUGGGGAAACAAAUAAAUAAUAAGUUACGACCAUCGUGAGGAGGAGAGGAAAGUCCAGGGAAAUGUUUUUGUUGUCCUUUUGGCGACUGCUGAAAACGUAACAAAACACACCGUGUAUUUACACCGGGUGACACUGUUGAUAAAAAUCUCCAGAUAUUUUGAAGAUGUAUUUGACUUUCUACAGGAGUUGAGAGUUGGGCUGCUGGAUGGCCAACUGAUUCAGUCCUAACGUGUACAACGAACAGGCUUCUCUCUCUCUCUCUCUCUCUGUGUCUCUCUUUGUCUGUCUCUCUCUCUUUCUCUCUCUCUGUCUCUCUUUCUCUCUCUCUCUUUGUCUCUCUCUCUCUCUGUGUGUGUCUC
Molecule: messenger RNA, 2345 nt
Organism: Oncorhynchus mykiss (rainbow trout)
Lineage: Eukaryota; Metazoa; Chordata; Actinopteri; Salmoniformes; Salmonidae
Gene: rasgef1ba
Product: RasGEF domain family, member 1Ba
Biological process (GO): Ras protein signal transduction
Cellular component (GO): plasma membrane
Molecular function (GO): guanyl-nucleotide exchange factor activity
Source: RefSeq, a predicted model, not a curated record